Molecule: messenger RNA, 1542 nt
Organism: Neoarius graeffei (lesser salmon catfish)
Lineage: Eukaryota; Metazoa; Chordata; Actinopteri; Siluriformes; Ariidae
Gene: paqr6
Product: progestin and adipoQ receptor family member VI
Exons: 8
Coding region: 256-1380 (374 amino acids)
Cellular component (GO): membrane
Molecular function (GO): signaling receptor activity
Source: RefSeq, a predicted model, not a curated record
ACUUUCACAGAGAGAGAGAGAGAGAGAGAGAGGGGACUCGACCCGACCCGACCCGACCCGACCCUGGAGUUCAAGCUGGCGGCUCCAUCCCUCCACCCGAGACGCGCUCAUGAACUUAUAGACCAAAUAAAGUGCAAAGUGUUUCCUGUGUGGGCGGAGCCUGGAGGGGCCCGAGGCUGGUCCUGGCCUCUCUGUAUAAAAUGGGAGGCCGGUGAAGGGCUCCACUCGUGGGCUUUGGACUCUCCGGUGUGGUGCAUGCUGUGCCGCGGAGGCCGAGAGAAGCUCGAGCGGGCCUGUCGGAGAGGCAGGGGGGCGCUGCGGCUCCCCACAGCCAUGCUUCAGCUCAAACUGCCCCGCCUCUUCAACAUCCACCAAGUCCCAAAGGUGUUUUGGGAGGACGGCAUCAUAUCUGGUUACCGGCAUCCUCAAAGCUCCGCCCUGGACUGCAUCCUCAGCAGCUUUCAGAUGACCAAUGAGACGGUGAAUAUCUGGACCCACUUCCUGCCAACAUGGUACUUCCUGUGGCGCUUCUGUGCGCUCUGUUCGACGGUGGACUUCCUGUCUGAGAGCUACUCGUGGCCGCUGCUGGUGUACAUGCUGCUGAUCUGCGUGUAUCCCUUCACUUCCAGCUGUGCUCACACCUUCAGUACAAUGUCACUCGAAGCCCGGCACAUCUGCUAUUUCUUCGACUAUGGAGCGCUCAGCCUUUACAGCCUGGGUUGUGCGAUCGCGUACGGCUCCUAUGUGAUGCCUGAAUGUUGGGUGAACAGUCGGCUCCAUCGCCUCUUCGUGCCAAUUGCCAUCGCUAACACCAUCUUCUGCACCAGCACGUCCUGCUACUCCCGGUUUUUAGAGCUGCAGUUCCCACACAGGAGUAAAAUGUUGCGCACCGGCGCCUUCGUGAUUCCCUUCAUGUUCGAUAACAUCCCGCUUUUCUACAGACUCCUGCUGUGUUUUGGUGGAAGCUGCGCUCACACGGACGCUCUGCCCAGUCACUGUUAUCACCUGCUGUUUGCUUUCCUCACCUGCUUCCUGUUCGCAUCUCACCUGCCUGAGAGACUCGCGCCGGGACGCUUCGACUACAUCGGACACAGUCACCAGCUGUUCCACAUCUGCGCCGUAAUCGGUACACACUUCCAGAUGGAGGCUGUUCUGACGGAUAUGACAUCACGUCGAAGCUGGCUCAUGGCUCACUCAGCCACACCGUGCUUCCUGGGAACGCUGGGAGCGCUGGCACUUGGCGUCCUGCUCAACCUGGGCAUCAUCGCGCUGUUCAGCGCCAGUCUGCUGCGUGCUCCAACCCUCAGCUCCGACAAAGGGGUUGCUCCGAACCGCACACUGCAUACAAACAUCGCCGCCGUUGCCACGAAAGACCAGUAAAACUCUCAAGCACUUCAGAAAAAACAACUCCAAACAUGGCCCAGGGAGAAUAGGGUCCUCGAGAAAUAGAGAUGCACUGAAAUUGCAUUUCAUUUCAAAAUAAUUCUGCCACAAAAAUAAUUUUCAUUAUUUAAGAUUAAUUUUAAUUCAGAUUUCUAAGAA